AUGGUAUUAGAUAAAGAUAGCCGCAAUGGCAUUGGGAUUUCAAAUCUUCCUAAUCAGAGACACAAAAUUGUUGCUAGAUCUGGAGCUACAUUUACAUUGAUGCUUGCAGGUGAAUCAGGUCUUGGAAAGACAACAUGGAUCAAUACACUUUUUAGUACGACAAUUAAAAACUAUUCUAAUAAUAAAAAACGAUUUUGCAAGCAAGUUAGUCAAACAGUAGAAAUUGAGAUUACCAAAGCAGAAAUUGAAGAGAGAUUUUUUAAGGUUAAUUUAACUAUUAUUGAUACACCGGGGUUUGGUGAUUAUGUAAAUAAUAGCGAGGCGUGGCAGCCAAUUGUAGAGUUUAUUGAUGAUCAACAUGAGUCAUAUAUGCGUCAGGAGCAGCAGCCGAAGAGAAUGGAGAAAAUUGACCUUCGUGUGCAUGCAUGUCUUUAUUUUAUUCGUCCUACGGGUCACACAUUAAAGCCUUUGGAUAUCGAGGCAAUGAAACGUUUAGGAACACGUGUGAACUUAAUUCCAGUGAUUGCAAAAGCCGAUUCUCUUACUCAAAGUGAUUUAAGUAAGUUUAAAAGACGAAUCCGCGAUGUUAUUGCAGCACAAGAAAUUAAUAUUUUUACUCCGGUUAUUGAGGAAGAUGAUCCAGCUGCUGCAGAACAUGCAAGAAAUUUAAUAGCUGCUAUGCCUUUUUCGUUGAUUGGAAGCGAUAAAGAUGUACAAACACCAGAUGGUCGAAUGGUCAAAGGAAGACAAUACAGUUGGGGAGUUGCAGAAGUUGAAAAUGAUGAACAUUGUGAUUUUAAAAAAUUGCGUUCUCUCCUUAUUCGUACACACAUGUUGGAUUUGAUUCAAACAACCGAAGAAGUCCAUUAUGAGGCAUACCGUGCACAGCAAAUGGAGAUUCGUAAAUUUGGCGAAGCAAAAAGUCGCAAACUUGAUAAUCCGAAAUUUAAAGAAGAAGAAGAAGCCUUACGUAAAAGAUUCACCGAGCAGGUUAAAAUAGAAGAAGCUCGUUUCAGACAAUGGGAACAAAGGCUUAUUGCCGAACGUGAUCGUCUUAAUAAAGAUCUUGAGACUGCCCACACUAGUAUUAAACAACUCGAAGCUGAACUAGAACAUAUGCAAUCUGUUCAAAACAACAGUAGCCGUCGCAGAUAA
Pneumocystis jirovecii RU7 is the source of this 1155-nucleotide messenger RNA. RefSeq lists its product as uncharacterized. Gene Ontology annotation, biological process: cytoskeleton-dependent cytokinesis. The record is from RefSeq and is a predicted model, not a curated record. The transcript has 10 exons. Lineage: Eukaryota; Fungi; Ascomycota; Pneumocystomycetes; Pneumocystales; Pneumocystaceae. Gene Ontology annotation, cellular component: cytosol; microtubule cytoskeleton; cell division site. Gene Ontology annotation, molecular function: GTPase activity; molecular adaptor activity; GTP binding. The coding region runs from base 1 to 1155 and encodes 384 amino acids.